Oenanthe melanoleuca is the source of this 3521-nucleotide messenger RNA. Its product is annotated as long-chain fatty acid transport protein 6-like. The transcript is spliced from 11 exons. The record is from RefSeq and is a predicted model, not a curated record. Lineage: Eukaryota; Metazoa; Chordata; Aves; Passeriformes; Muscicapidae. The coding region runs from base 151 to 2016 and encodes 621 amino acids. Gene Ontology annotation, molecular function: long-chain fatty acid-CoA ligase activity; long-chain fatty acid transmembrane transporter activity.
GAGCCACAUGAGCUUAAACACAGGUUCUUUCAAUGGUACAUUGUAAGACUAAACUUGCAGCUACUUUAAUUGUUUCUUAACAUAGAAAAAUAAGACAUUUUGCCUGAUAGACAAUGCAAUGUAAUCAAGAAGAGUUGACAGAUUGCAAGCAUGCUGUGCACGUGGCUUUCAACGGUUGCUGGAGGAAUAGUGGUGCUGUGUGUCUCUCUGAAGAUCUUUCUGCCCUACUUCUGGGAAGAUCUGAUCUACUUCUUGAGGCGGAAGAGGUCAAAGGCAACAGUAAAGAAGUGGGCAAAAAAUGGAAUUCUCUCCUUAAUUGAUCUUUUCAUGCAGAGAGUGGAAAAAAAUCCCCACAAGCCAUUCCUUAACUAUGAAGGGAUGGUGUACACUUACCAGGAUGUAGACAGGAGGAGUAACAGGGUAGCACAGGCCUUCCUACACUAUGGGAAUCUGAAAAAAGGGGACACUGUGGCCCUGCUCAUGGGUAAUGGACCUGACUUCAUCCAUGUCUGGUUCGGGCUGGCCAAGCUGGGCUUCGUCGUGGCCUUUCUCAACAUCAACAUCCACUCGAGAUCUCUCCUGCACUGCAUUAAUACGUGCUCAGCAAAAGCACUGGUCAUAGGAGAAGAUUGUUUGGGAUCAAUAGAGAAAGAAUUUAUUUUGAAUCUCUUGGAAAAUAAUGUUGCUGUCUGGCUGAUGAGCACCAGUUCUCCUUCCCAACAUGUUCACACUCUACCAGACAAACUAGACAAGGUGUCUGAAAAUCCUGUUCCAUCUCAUCUUAGAGCUGUCACUGACACAAGAAACACAGCUCUGUAUAUCUUCACAUCGGGAAGCACAGGUUUCCCAAAAGCUGCUAUCAUCACUCAUCUAAGAACUCUGGUUGUAUCCUUAGUAUUUGCUCAGUGUGGUGCAGUUUCUCAGGAUGUUAUGUAUGUCACUCUUCCCUUGUACCACAUCAGUGCUUCACUUCUUGGCAUCGGUGGAUGCAUUCAGUUAGGAGCCACCUGUGUUUUGAAGAAGAAAUUUUCUGCAAGACAGUUUUGGAAUGACUGUAGGAAGCACAAUGUUACCAUGUUUUUAUAUAUAGGAGAACUCUGCCGCUACCUCUGCAAUCAGGCCUGUAAAGAAGAGGACAGAGUCCACGAAGUGCGCAUUGCUCUUGGAAAUGGUAUCAGACCUUCUGUAUGGAAAGAAUUUCUGAUGAGGUUUGGCCCAAUUAAAAUAUUUGAAUUCUAUGGGUCCACAGAAGGAAAUCUUUCUUUCCUGAACUACACCAAUAAAAUAGGAGCUGUGGGCCGUGCUGGCAUCUUCUCAAAGUUUCUACCUUCUUUUGAGUUGUUGAAAUAUGAUAUCUGGAAACAAGAACUUAUAAAAGAUGAAAAUGGAAGGUGUAAUAAAGCCCCCAUAGGUAAACCUGGUCUUCUAGUUUUUCGAGUUACUGAGGAUGCCCCAUUUUCUGGAUAUGUUGGAAAUAAAGAAGCCUCAGAGAAGAAACUCCUGCGCAAUGUGUUUGUGGAAGGAGAUGUGUAUCUUGACACAGGAGACCUCCUAGUGAUGGAUGAGGAUGGGUUUCUCUACUUCAGUGACCGGGUGGGAGACACUUUCAGGUGGAAAGGAGAAAAUGUUGCCACUUCAGAAGUUGCAGAGAUCAUUGGUAUGAUGGAUUUUGUCCAAGAAGUUAACGUUUAUGGCGUAAGCAUAAAAAAUUAUGAAGGAAGAACAGGGAUGGCUGCUAUUGUGCUUAAACGUUACCAUACCUUUAAUGGAGAAAGACUUUAUAAGCAUGUUGAGGACUUCCUUCCAAGUUAUGCCCAACCACGCUUUGUGAGAAUAAUGGAUGUUAUGCAAAUUACUGCAACUUUCAAGCAUCAGAAAAUCCAUCUGGUAAAUGAAGGAUUUAAUCCAGAAAUUAUAUCUGAACCUCUGUAUUUCAUGCAUGAACCUGCACGUUCCUAUAUUCCUUUGACAAGAGAGAUAUACCAGAAGGUGCUUUCUGGUGAAAUACGUUUAUAAAGCAUAGAAAUAAAAUUACUCUAUAAUACAGAAAAUUUUAGAUAUGUUACUGAAACCAUUUCAGCAGGAACCACUACACAAUAUUUGUUAUAAAAAUAUAAGAUAUUCAAAUUAAUCUUAUUGUGAUAAAAUCUGUCACUUCCAAAGACACAGGCAGAAUAGUUAUGUGCAUUGUGUAAGCUGCACUGCAUCUGCUCAUAUUAUUUCCUCAUCCAUGGGCUCACAUAUGCAAAUUUUAUUUUACAUUUCUCACUGAUUCAAAUUAUUUCUAAGUCACCAUUAUCUUAAUCUAGUUGAAUAUUUUAAACCCUUACAUUAUUAUUCUGACUCUGCUUUUGAAAUUAAUAAAUAAUAAGAUAAAUAAUGUCCUAGGAAUGAAGGAAACGAGCCAUCAGAAACAUAAGUGAAAUACUGCACUGCACAAGCACUGCCUAUAGACCUCAGUUCAAUUUUUUAUAAUUACAUAAUGUAAUAUUUAAUCACAAUAUUUUAUGUGAUGCUCAACUUCAGACUUUUAUGGAAAAUAAACAUUGAAUUGUGAAAUAUACCUGUAGUAUUUAGUGUAUUUUAUUUUCCACAACUUACACCACAUCUAACACAGAUUAUUUGCAAAAAUUCACACUUGAUGGUAUGUCAUCUCUUCUUUUACUUACCAGUUUUAAUAUUCCUGAAGCUGAGUUCUCAUGAAAACUGGACAAAAUUUACCAUGUCUUCUAGCUUUUACUGGAAGUGAACACCUAUAAACUGUUAAAAGGAGCUAGAAAGUUUCAAAGGCAGAAUCAGAUAUGAGAAUAUAACAUUAGCAUACCUGUUGGAUGUACUUUCCUUGAGAAAAGUGUCAUUUUCUCUCUUUGUUUGUAUUAUGAAGAUGUACUAUACACUACUGUCUUACUGUCUGUUAUUUCUUCUUUUCUUCUUCACCCUUUUACUCUCUACAUUUAAUUCCUUCCCAACAUUCAGUCUUCAGAAGAGGUUAAAACAGAGCACAGGAUGUCACAUUUACCAAGAUCUAAGAAGGAGAUGGUUGAGGAAUAAGUUUCUUACACCACAAAAUUACUAUGAUUUCAAGAUUCAGAAGCAAUGUCCCAUGCAUGUGUGGAGAAGGAUGAGUACCUAUAACUCUUCUAAAUCUAAAUCCUUUUCUUUCUCACCUGUUGUGUUUUGGGCUUUCAAUGGAUCCCUCCAAAGAGGAUAUGAGAAGAAAACUAAGAAAGUGAACAACUGUUUUUGCUACAGCAUUUUAGAAAGCUAAUAUUUUAGAAUUGAACCCAGUUAUACCAGUUAAUAAAGUGGCAUUCCACACAGAAGACACAAUUGGUGAAAACAAUGAGAGGGAAGACAGCAGCAACAUGAAAUGAAAUCUGGCUUUAAUGCUGAUCAUGUACUUACAAGAGUCUACAAGUUUACAACUCAAUCUUUUGAGUGGAUACUCCUCUCUGGAAGGUUAAGCUUUUUUAAUAUUUAAGUUCUAGACCAAAUGUUCCACAAAGCAGAAUGCAGAUUAC